GGCGUUGGGGUAAAAGCAUUGCUUAGUGGUUCAGGGUCACUCAGGACCAUGCAGGUUAGAUGUUCACGAUAACGGAGAGAAAAAGAAAGCGGGUCCGAUUUAGACCAUUUUGUGGAAGAACGGCUCAGGUGGCUCAAGGGAAAGGAUGCGCCAGUUCUAAAGGCCCGCCGGCCCGCCCUUCGGGGGCGGGGUCUCCGAUAAGCCAAUCCGCUCUUCUCUUUCGGGGAUAGACCCCGCCUCUUUCUCUUGGGGGAAGGUUCGUUUACGUGUCUAUUGAUCUUUCCGACUCCACGAAACCAAAGCUUUGCCUACAUCCGGGAGGGGCGUGGACUCACGCCCGGGAAGUCGAAGGUUUUCCAUAAUUAAACGCUUCUCAUUGGUUUCCCCUCUCACGCUGAGGCGGAGCCUACCCCUUUCGCGCUCCCUUUACGGUUGUGUAACUCUCUGGGGAAUCGUUGCCUAAGCUGCUGGGAGGCUGUGGGGGCGUGGCCUCAGAACGAGAGUCCCUAUUGGCUUCGCUGCUCGCGGGAGGGUGGGAUGGUGCAGCCGCUCUUGUUGCUCAUUGGCCCAGUAAUUCCAUGGGGUGGGACUUGGAUGGGCCUAAAUUCGAUCCGCGGUCCAGGACCGGUUUCUGGGCAAAGCUACCAUGCGUUCCGGGGGCCGCGGGCGGCCCCGGCUACGGCUCGGGGGACGCGGCCUCUUGCAGCCACCCUCCCCGCCCAAUCGCCGGCUGAGGAGCUGCCCCCCGGCCGGGAGCUGCGGGGCCCAUUGAUCGCGAGCCUCCCCGAAGCCCGAAUGCGGAAGGUGGUGGGGCAACUGGACCCCCAGCGUCUCUGGAACACUUACCUGCGCCCCCUGCUGGUUGUGCGAACGCCGGGCAGCCCGGGCAGCCUCCAAGUCAGAAAGUUCCUGGAGGCCACUUUGCGGACCCUGACGGCAGGCUGGCACGUGGAGCUGGACCCCUUCACAGCCUCAACGCCCCUGGGACCACUGGACUUUGCCAAUGUGGUGGCCACACUGGACCCAGGGGCUGCCCGUCACCUCACCCUUGCCUGCCAUUAUGACUCGAAGCUCUUCCCAUCUGAGUCAGCCCCAUUUGUGGGGGCCACGGAUUCAGCUGUGCCUUGUGCCCUGCUACUGGAGCUGGCCCAGGCCCUGGACCAGGAACUGAGUAGAACCAAGGAUCAGGCAGCCCCAGUGACCCUGCAGCUGCUCUUCUUGGACGGCGAAGAGGCGCUGAAGGAGUGGGGACCCAAGGACUCCCUCUAUGGCUCCCGGCACCUGGCCCAGCUCAUGGAGUCUGCACCCCACAGUCCUGGCCCCACCAGGAUCCAGGCUAUUGAGCUCUUUAUGCUUCUUGAUCUCCUGGGAGCCCCCCACCCAACCUUCUACAGCCACUUCCCCCGCACAGCCCGCUGGUUCCAUCGGCUGAAGAGCAUCGAGAAGCGCCUGCACCGUUUGAACCUGCUACAGGCUCACCCACAGGAAGUGAUGUACUUCCAGCCCGGGGAGCCCCCUGGCUCUGUGGAAGACGACCACAUCCCCUUCCUCCGCAGAGGGGUCCCGGUGCUCCACCUCAUCUCCACGCCCUUCCCCUCUGUCUGGCACACGGCUGACGACUCUGAGGCCAAUCUGCACCCCCCUACGGUGCACAACCUGAGCCGCAUCCUCGCCGUGUUCCUGGCCGAAUACUUGGGGCUCUAGCCUGCCGGGCUGGCUCUGAAGGAGAGAGACCCAGCAGGGAGUGUGGCAGGGGCACCGGGAGCCAGCGAGCUCAGGCCGGGCCCACCUCGGCCGUGCUGGCUCGUCCUGUUUAAUGCCUUUGGCUCUGCUUGUGCCGUUACUGAAGACCGUCUCUCCUUUGAGUGUCUCGAGCUGCCACUCUUCAAAGACAUGGAAGAGACCGUGGUGGGGUGAGAGCCGAAGGAAUAAGAGCUUGGGCCCUGCUCUGAGGGAGCCAUUGGGCUGAAAAAGUUCGCAAGGGCAACUGCUAUUCUUGGUUUUAAUCAGCAAACCGUGGACUGGCAUAUGAACCCGCAACACCACCCAACCCAGUGAAUUCUCUGUGGCUGUUGUUUUGGGGGCACUUCCUUCUCCAGAGUGUCAGCCUUGCUACUGCACCGUCCAAACCCAGCUCCCACGUGGAUGUGCCAUGUGGGGCCCACAGAGGAUGUGCUCCUAAGCGGGAGCAGGAGAUGGAAGCCAAUACGUGAGAACUCCAGAUUCUGCAGACCCAACAGGCAAUAAUCUAGUGUUUCUGCAAAACAUAUUCUGCAGAACUUUAAAGGUGUUGCAUGAAAGAAGGGAUCAAGGAAGAAGGGUGAGACAGUAAAUGAGUUCAUUGCACAAUGUGAAUUUUCAACGG
Molecule: messenger RNA, 2365 nt
Organism: Myotis davidii
Lineage: Eukaryota; Metazoa; Chordata; Mammalia; Chiroptera; Vespertilionidae
Gene: QPCTL
Product: glutaminyl-peptide cyclotransferase-like
Exons: 7
Coding region: 538-1704 (388 amino acids)
Molecular function (GO): zinc ion binding; glutaminyl-peptide cyclotransferase activity
Source: RefSeq, a predicted model, not a curated record